This is a messenger RNA of Aspergillus sclerotioniger CBS 115572, 1104 nucleotides long. RefSeq lists its product as uncharacterized. Bases 1 to 1104 code for a protein of 367 amino acids. The record is from RefSeq and is a predicted model, not a curated record. The transcript has 5 exons. Lineage: Eukaryota; Fungi; Ascomycota; Eurotiomycetes; Eurotiales; Aspergillaceae.
AUGGCGGUGGAUCGAACGCUCGCUGUGAGAGCCGUCGCCGCGGUGUUUUUCUCUUUGGCUUCGGUGACGAUUAUUCUCAGAUGUUAUGUCAGAUUGGCCAUUGUGAAGGCAUUUGGUUGGGAUGAUGCCAUUAUGUUGUUGGCUAUGGUCUUUUACACCAUGUUAUCCGGGUGCAUGAUAGGAGGCAGUCUCUACGGCACAGGGAAACAUCUCACCGAUUUAUCCAAUGACCAGAGAACGACAGCCAUGCAUUACUGGUACUACUGCGACAUCGGCUACGCCCUCGGGUCCAUCCUCUGCAAAGUCUCCGUCAGCAUCUUCAUCCUCCGCAUCACCAUUGACAAAACCCACCGCUUCGUGAUCUGUCUCGUGGGCGGGAUAGUCGUCGCCGCGGGACUCAUCUUCUUCAUCAUGGUUCUGGUUCAAUGUCACCCGAUGUCGUAUUUCUGGAUGCAGCUGUCGACCGAAUACGCGGGGACGGGCCAUUGCAUGAACAUGAGUAUUAUCAUCGGGGGGUUGUAUGCGUUUAGUGCUUCUUCGGCGCUGUUUGAUCUCACCAUUGCGGUGUUGCCGAUUCUUUUGGUCAGGAAGUUGAAGAUGAGGAGGGAUGUGAAGAUUGCUGUGGCGGGGUUGUUGGGUAUGGCUUGUGUGGCUUCGAUUGCGGUGAUCAUUCGAAUUCCGUAUAUUAAUACUUUGUAUAGUAUGGAUUAUCUUUGGGCAACAACCCCCAUCGCAAUCUGGUCGAACAUCGAAACCGGCUUGGGAAUCUUCGCCGGCAGUCUGGCAACUCUCCGUCCUCUCCUUCGCACAUUCAACCCCUCCACGAACGAUUCGUCUGGGUGGCCGUCCUCCCGAAACAAUAAACGCAGUCGAUCGAUGCCGUUACAUUCGCUUGAAACGCCGCAUGGGGAUUCGGAUGCGAGACGAACGCCCGUGGAUCGGUUGUAUGGGACGACGAUGUAUAGUAUUGAGACGGGGGAGCAGAGGGAUAGUCAGAUGGUGUUGGAAGAUCAUAUGCCGAUUUUGGGGAAGGAUGGGGAUGGGGAUGGGAAAGGGGCGGGGAUAAGUGUUAGGAGGGAGGUUAGGGUUGUGAGUACUGUUUAG